CGCGGCGCCGGCGAGUGCGUCGAGCUCGCCCCGGACUCAAGAUGGCGGCGUGUGGACGUGUACCGAGGAUGUUCCGCUUGUCGGCGGUGCUGCAGUUGCUGCUGCUUGCCGCGGCCCGGGCCGAGAAACUCCAGGGCCAGGGCGUUCACAGCCAGGGCCAGGGCCCCGGAGUCAACUUCGUGUCCUUCGUAGGGCAGGCUGGAGGCGGCGGCCCGGCGGGUCAGCAGCUGCCUCAGCUGCCUCAGUCAUCGCAGCUCCAGCAGCAGCAGCAGCAGCAGCAACAGCAACAGCAGCAGCAACAGCAACAGCAGCAGCAACAGCAACAGCAGCAGCAGCAGCAGCAACAGCAACAACAGCAACAACAGCAGCCUCAGCCGCCGCAGCCGCCUUUCCCGGCUGGUGGGCCUCCGGCCCGGCGGGGUGGAGCGGGAGCUGGCGGGGGCUGGAAGCUGGCGGAAGAAGAGUCUUGCAGGGAGGACGUCACCCGCGUGUGCCCGAAGCACACCUGGAGCAACAACCUGGCGGUGCUCGAGUGCCUGCAGGAUGUGAGGGAGCCUGAAAAUGAAAUUUCUUCAGACUGCAAUCAUUUGUUGUGGAAUUAUAAGCUGAACCUAACUACAGAUCCCAAAUUUGAAUCUGUGGCCAGAGAGGUUUGCAAAUCUACCAUAACAGAGAUUAAAGAAUGUGCUGAUGAACCAGUCGGAAAAGGGUACAUGGUUUCCUGCUUGGUGGAUCACCGAGGCAACAUCACUGAGUAUCAGUGUCACCAAUACAUUACCAAGAUGACGGCCAUCAUUUUUAGUGAUUACCGUUUAAUCUGUGGCUUCAUGGAUGACUGCAAAAAUGACAUCAACAUCUUGAAAUGUGGCAGUAUUCGGCUUGGAGAAAAGGAUGCACAUUCACAAGGUGAGGUGGUAUCAUGCUUGGAGAAAGGCCUGGUGAAAGAAGCAGAAGAAAGAGAACCCAAGAUUCAAGUUUCUGAACUCUGCAAGAAAGCCAUUCUCCGGGUGGCUGAGCUGUCCUCAGAUGACUUUCAUUUAGACCGGCAUUUAUAUUUUGCUUGCCGAGAUGAUCGGGAGCGUUUUUGUGAAAACACACAGGCUGGUGAGGGCAGAGUGUACAAGUGCCUCUUUAAUCAUAAAUUUGAAGAAUCCAUGAGUGAAAAGUGUCGAGAAGCACUCACAACCCGCCAAAAGCUGAUUGCCCAGGAUUAUAAAGUCAGUUAUUCAUUGGCCAAAUCCUGUAAAAGUGACUUGAAGAAAUACCGGUGCAAUGUGGAAAAUCUUCCGCGAUCCCGCGAAGCCAGGCUGUCCUACCUGCUCAUGUGCCUGGAGUCAGCUGUACACAGAGGGCGACAAGUGAGCAGUGAGUGCCAGGGGGAGAUGUUGGAUUACCGACGCAUGUUGAUGGAAGACUUUUCUCUGAGCCCUGAGAUCAUCCUAAGCUGUCGGGGGGAGAUUGAACACCAUUGUUCCGGAUUACAUCGAAAAGGACGGACCCUACACUGUCUGAUGAAAGUAGUUCGGGGGGAGAAGGGGAACCUUGGAAUGAACUGCCAGCAGGCGCUUCAAACACUGAUUCAGGAGACUGACCCUGGUGCAGAUUAUCGCAUUGAUCGAGCUUUGAAUGAAGCUUGUGAAUCUGUAAUCCAGACAGCCUGCAAACACAUAAGAUCCGGAGACCCAAUGAUUUUGUCAUGCUUGAUGGAACAUUUAUACACAGAGAAGAUGGUGGAAGAUUGUGAACACCGUCUCUUAGAGCUGCAGUAUUUCAUCUCCCGGGAUUGGAAGCUGGACCCUGUCCUAUACCGCAAGUGUCAGGGUGAUGCUUCUCGUCUUUGCCACACCCAUGGUUGGAAUGAGACCAGUGAACUUAUGCCUCCUGGAGCUGUGUUCUCUUGUUUAUACAGACACGCCUACCGCACUGAGGAACAGGGAAGGAGGCUCUCACGGGAGUGCCGAGCUGAAGUCCAAAGGAUCCUACACCAGCGUGCCAUGGAUGUCAAGCUGGAUCCUGCCCUCCAGGAUAAGUGCCUGAUUGAUCUGGGAAAAUGGUGCAGUGAGAAAACAGAGACUGGACAGGAGCUUGAGUGCCUCCAGGACCAUCUGGAUGACUUGGUGGUGGAAUGCAGGGAUAUCGUUGGCAACCUCACCGAGUUAGAAUCAGAGGAUAUUCAAAUAGAAGCCUUGCUGAUGAGAGCCUGUGAGCCCAUAAUUCAGAACUUUUGCCACGAUGUGGCAGAUAACCAGAUAGACUCUGGGGACCUGAUGGAGUGUCUUAUACAGAACAAACACCAGAAGGACAUGAAUGAGAAGUGUGCCAUCGGAGUCACCCACUUCCAGCUGGUGCAGAUGAAGGAUUUUCGGUUUUCUUACAAGUUUAAAAUGGCCUGCAAGGAGGACGUGUUGAAGCUUUGCCCAAACAUAAAAAAGAAGGUGGACGUGGUGAUCUGCCUGAGCACAACUGUGCGAAACGAUACUCUGCAGGAAGCCAAGGAACACAGGGUGUCCCUGAAGUGCCGCAGGCAGCUCCGUGUGGAGGAGCUGGAGAUGACAGAGGACAUCCGCCUGGAGCCAGAUCUGUAUGAAGCCUGCAAGAGUGACAUCAAAAACUACUGUUCCACUGUGCAGUAUGGCAAUGCUCAGAUUAUUGAAUGUCUGAAAGAAAACAAGAAGCAAUUAAGCACCCGCUGCCACCAGAAAGUAUUUAAGCUACAGGAGACAGAGAUGAUGGACCCAGAGCUAGACUACACCCUCAUGAGGGUCUGCAAGCAGAUGAUAAAGAGGUUCUGUCCAGAAGCAGAUUCUAAAACCAUGUUGCAGUGCUUGAAGCAAAAUAAAAACAGUGAAUUGAUGGAUCCCAAAUGCAAACAAAUGAUAACCAAGCGCCAAAUCACCCAGAACACAGAUUACCGCUUAAACCCCAUGCUAAGAAAAGCCUGUAAAGCUGACAUUCCUAAAUUCUGUCACGGUAUCCUGACUAAAGCCAAGGAUGAUUCAGAAUUAGAAGGACAAGUCAUCUCCUGCCUCAAGCUGAGAUAUGCUGACCAGCGCCUGUCAUCAGACUGCGAAGACCAGAUCCGGAUCAUUAUCCAGGAGUCCGCCCUGGACUACCGCCUGGAUCCUCAGCUGCAGCUGCACUGCUCAGACGAGAUCUCUAGUCUGUGUGCUGAAGAAGCAGCAGCCCAAGAGCAGACAGGUCAGGUGGAGGAGUGCCUUAAGGUCAACCUGCUCAAGAUCAAAACAGAAUUGUGUAAAAAGGAAGUGUUAAAUAUGCUGAAGGAAAGCAAAGCAGACAUCUUUGUUGACCCGGUUCUUCAUACAGCUUGUGCCCUGGACAUUAAACACCACUGCGCAGCCAUCACCCCUGGCCGCGGGCGUCAAAUGUCCUGUCUCAUGGAGGCACUGGAGGAUAAGCGGGUGAGGCUACAACCUGAGUGCAAAAAACGCCUCAAUGACCGGAUUGAAAUGUGGAGUUACGCAGCAAAGGUGGCCCCAGCAGAUGGCUUCUCUGAUCUUGCCAUGCAAGUAAUGACAUCUCCAUCUAAGAACUACAUUCUCUCUGUGAUCAGUGGGAGCAUCUGUAUAUUGUUCCUGAUUGGCUUGAUGUGUGGACGGAUCACCAAGCGAGUGACACGAGAGCUCAAGGACAGGCUACAAUACCGGUCAGAGACAAUGGCUUAUAAAGGUUUAGUGUGGUCUCAGGAUGUGACUGGUAGUCCAGCCUGACCUUUCUACACACUCCAGACAAACUUCCCAGACAAGCUCCUUUGUGCCUCCGUGUGGAGAGGGUGUGGAAAGUUAUCACAUUAAAAGAUGGAGGAUUUGCUCCGUUUUUUUUCUUUUUGUCCGUUUGCUGCCUGUACCCACUCUAGUAGGCAUUGGCUAAUGUUGUCUUUUGUUGAUUCAUCAACCUUUGCAGAAUAUGGGCUUCAUAGAAGCAGUGUUCUUGGCAUCAUUCCUCCAGUGUGGAGAUGCCAAGUCUGGGGUGUGAGGGAGGAGUCCAGGCAUCGUGGUUCAGCCUGGCACACCUUUGGUUGAGUUCGGGGCAUGAAAUCACAGUGGCUGCACAAGAAAGCAGUGUGUACAGUAGGAGAUAUAUUUAUAUAAUAUAUAUUUUAUUAACCUGUUAGAUGUCCACAAAGUAUUAUAAAUCACGUGCCUAAAACUGUCCACGUAGACCAAGGCCCACCCUUGGCGCCCUCCCCUCCCUGCUUCUGCUCUGCAGGGUUGGCACACGCUGCAGGACCCGAGCGACACUCAUCUUCCCCGAAGGGUGUUCAGUACAAAGUGUGUCAGUUUGUGGAUGCAUUGAUCCAAGUUACUCCUUGUCUAACCUGACUGACGUAUAUUUGAGUACUGUGGUUUUCUGUCUUUUUUUCCUAUUUUGCUGCCCUUCCUGGAGGUAGUGGGUUCCAGAAGCCAACUGUCUGUCCUCCUGCCAAGUCAUCAAGGGAAGCUGCUAAGCUGCUUAGUCUCCUUGGUCCUGCUCCUAGGGUCUUCCUGAUUGUCUGCAGCUGUCUGGGAUGCUUCAGCCUCCUCAAACUGGAAAUGUGGGGUGCGAGCAGCACACCCCUUCUCCCACCACUGCCAGCCGGAGUGAGCGGCCAAGAGUUCUCUACAAGUUCCCCUAGGGGCUGGGGGCUGCUGAGGCUAAUAUCAAGAACCAGGAAUGUCAUGUAUAUGCAGGUUCCUACAGACGUGUCUGGUGUGGUUUGCAGGUAGGAUGAAUGUCCACCAUUUGACCGGGUGGGGUAUUCUUCAUCUCUGCACUCUUCCUUUCCAGUGUGCAUAAACCCUUACACUUCUUAUCAUCUUGAUAUUUGUGUUCUUUCCAAAUUGAGAGAAAAUCCCAUUUGUCAUCUGCAGAUUUGGAAGUUUGAUGAGGAAUUUGGUUCUUGAAACAUUUGUCAUCUUUAGAAAUGGUCAGAAUAGAAAAGAUAGCUCUGCCAGUAUCUUCACUUGCUUAUUACAAGAAAGUCUUUCGUCAUUCUACUUGGAGCGUUUUCUGGUGACUGGCUCUUGAGAGGCCCAGGCAGGACCCUGAGCAAGUUUUUCUAAGUUCCAAAGCCAGCGAAAUCUGAACUGGCCGCACUCAUUGAGUCCCUCAUUUGGCAAAAUAAAACAGGACCGGGGCACCCCUGGUUCCUGGCUUCAUAAGUCGGUUAGUUGGCUGAGACUGCUCAAGAAGAGUGACCAUGAUCUUUCUGUGGAUGUGAGUGGGUGAUGGACUCUGGCCUGUAUCUCCUCUCCUGAUGUCGAGCCCAUGAACAGUAAUAGAAGGAGAGGGCAGGGGUGUUGCCAAGGCUAAGGCUUCCGGUACUUGCUGACAUUAAAGCAGCUGGGUCGCUGUCAUCUGGACUUGCCAGUUCAUGCCAGUGUCUUGACAGCUCUUAUACACAGUGUGCUCCCAAGCCCUCUAGAGGCACCUGGAGCCUGGGCUGCCCAGCUGGAGGCACUGGAGUACUGAAGGUGAGCUGUGUGGACAAACUAAUAAGAACAAGAUGAACUAUUCCCAGUGGAGCUUCUCCCACAGAAGGGGAGCUGUGUGAGGCCUUCACCUGGGUACAUGCUGAACUUCUGCUGCUGUUGCUGCUGUCCCUAGACAAGCCUGCUAGCAAGAAGCGCCAGCAGGGGAGCCAUGCAUGCCAUAGGCUUGGGAUCACUCCAGGGAAAGCGAUCUUCCCCACGGCCACCACUCCCAGCUCUAGUUCUGAGCCAGUACAUCCUUGGAAGGUAGGAUUUUAGGGUAGCCGGUGAGCUAGUCUUUAGUGAGCAGGUAUUGACCUGAACACAUUGCAGGCCUUCGGCUGUCUCAUGCUGUGCUUACUCUUCUUGGGAACAGUAAGCCACUUAGCUGGCCGGGAUGGGGAUGCAUCCUGGUGAAGGGACAGCUUUCCCUGAAGAUGCCACAGAAAGUUACUGUCUGAUUUUAUUUGUUUCUGUUUCCUGAGAUCAACUAACAGAGGAAUCCAAUGGUGAGGGUGUCUACAUUCAUGUUUUAUGUUUUAUCAAGGCAGAUUGGAAAGGGAAUUAUGUGGCUGACUUCUGUUGGGCUUCCUAAGAGAAGAUUCUCUUCUUAGGUCAUUGUGGCUCCUAGAAGUGUCUCCUGUCCUCCUACCCUCCAGGCCUGUGGUGUGACUUCUGUCCCGAAGUUUCUACUACAGUGAGUCCUCUGGGGAGAGGAGGUUGCUUCACUGAAAAGAGGCCUUCCCUUCCCGUUUCCUCCCCUACCUCCUUAGAACAUACUGUAAGAACUUAAUCUAAGGAGAAAGAAGCUGGACUACAAACCUCAGAAGUCAGCCACAGUCAGCCUAAAUUUUGGCUUAUAAAAGCAAAAGAAGAAUAUGGUGGGUUUUUUUUAGAUGGAGUUUUUGCUCUGUCUCCAGGCUGGAGUGCAGUGGUGCAAUUUCAGCUAACUGCAACCUCUGCCUCCUGGGUUCAAGUGAUUUUCCUGCCUCAGUCCCCAGAGUAGCUAGAAUUACAGGCACACGUCACCACAUCCAGCUAAUUUUUGUAUUUUUAGUAGAGACCGGGUGUCACCAUGUUGGCCAGGAUGGUCUCGGUCUCCUGACCUCAUGAUCCACCCACCUUGGCCUCCUAAAGUGCUGGAAUUACAGGCAUGAGCCACCGAACUUGGCUUUUUUUUUUUUAGGCAGAGUUUCACUCUUCUUGCCCAGACUGGAAUGCAGAGGCGCCAUCUCAGCUCACUGCAACCUCUGCCUGCCUCCCAGGUUCAAGUGAUUUUCCUGCUUCAGCCUCCCAGGUAGCUGAGAUCACAAGUAUGCACCACCAUGCCGGGCUAAUUUUUUUGUAUUUUUGUAGAGAUGGGGUUUCACCAUGUGGCCACGCUGGUUUCAAACUCCUAACCAGAUGUGAUCCACCCACCUGGGCCUCAGUUAUGUGCAUUUUGGUAUAUUGUAUGUCAGUGUCUUGUGAGUUUGGAAAACCUGAAAGAUCACAGUGCUUCCUUUUAUUUCUCACCAUUUGGGCAACACCUGAGCGGUUUUGUAAAAUACAGCCACUGGUUCUGUGGGUCUCUCUGGGGCCUUGAGGGACACUUACUUCCUCCCCACUUGCCUUCUCUCCACUAGGCUUUGGUUCCCAGAAGGCCUGAGGCCAGGUCUAAGGUUCCUGCCUGCCUUCCCUCCCGUUGGUCUUUGCUGGUUCAUCCCUCUGACUGCACCCCCUCUUGGUCCUUUCUCCGCAUGCUUCAAAUAAUAGAUAAGUUAUUAGCAAACCAGACUGAAUCUUCAGAGUGAAGAGCUCCCCAAAGCCAUCUGGUGAGAUCAUUGUGGGGACCCAGGGACUGUUUGUCACCUGGAUCAUGAAGAUGGGGCUGUCUCCUCAGGCUGGUGGUGACAGGAUCCUAACGGGUGGUCCUCUCCCUCUCUGCUCUAGCACGACACACAUGUAGGAGGCUGUGCUGUGUGCAGUGGAGAAAUCUCCCUGGGCCAGGAGAAAGUUCAGACAGUGCCUCUAGAUUAUGUUUUGCCUUCCCCCAACGUAGAGUUGACAUCUGGACCCCAGAGCCCAGCAGGGCCUUCUGUCAGACAUGCUAGGGUGAUAUAAACUGCCUCCAGGUACCCCUGUGGUGUGCUGGGUGGAGGCCCACGGAGAGCCGGCAGUGGGAGAGCUUCCUGGGUAGCUUCCCCCAGCACGGUGUUCCCAAGCCAGUCCAGCCGGAAAACAGACUGUACAGCAAAUGCUGUGUGGGAUCUUAGGCCUUUCACUUUUUUUUUUUUUUUUUUGAAAGAAAGAAAAAAGUACAAUUAACAAGCCUCUUUUGUAAAUGGGUUUCCUUUCUAUGUAUAAAAUCCUAGCGGUCCCUUGUUUUUACAUGUCCAUGCUGUGUAAUUUUGAGAUGUUACUGAGAUAUGUUCUGAACAUAAUGUGCAUUUUUUUCUGUACAGAUGAAAUGGGAGAAUUUAAUAAAGAGUUUGCAGGUUUUUACUUGUUAAA
Messenger RNA from Callithrix jacchus (white-tufted-ear marmoset), 7961 nucleotides. It is a transcript of the gene GLG1, whose product is annotated as golgi glycoprotein 1. NCBI's taxonomy places the organism in Eukaryota, Metazoa, Chordata, Mammalia, Primates, Cebidae. Gene Ontology annotation, cellular component: Golgi membrane. Gene Ontology annotation, molecular function: fibroblast growth factor binding. The record is from RefSeq and is a predicted model, not a curated record.